Ricinus communis (castor bean) is the source of this 1188-nucleotide messenger RNA. RefSeq lists its product as uncharacterized. Gene Ontology annotation, cellular component: chloroplast. NCBI's taxonomy places the organism in Eukaryota, Viridiplantae, Streptophyta, Magnoliopsida, Malpighiales, Euphorbiaceae. The transcript has 6 exons. The record is from RefSeq and is a predicted model, not a curated record. The coding region runs from base 215 to 1033 and encodes 272 amino acids.
UUUCUUCUUUUUUUAAAUUAUCAAAUGAUGCGUAGAGAAGUAAAAAUUCAUUAAUCUAAUGCCUUUAGCCAUUAAAUUUACAAUUUCUGAAAGAUGCCCCCAUACAAGAUAUGACUAUAAUAUUUAAGGUAGCCAUGGCAGCAAGCAGUGAACAUAUAUUACCUCCAGUUUUGUGAUCUUCUUCAAAGCACAUAUGCUAUAGCUAUAAACUUUAAUGGCCUUUAGACACUAUGCAGGGGAACCUUUUGUCAUGAGUACUCUUGUAUUAGUUCUCUUAUUGUCCCAUGCCCACAAAUCAUUUGCUGCAUCCGGUGGUUCAGCUGGAGGCUCUGCCGGUGGUGGUGGUUCUGGGGGUGGCUCUGCCAUUUCUGAUGGUGCAAGUAGUGAAAAUGAAACUGUUAUUAUCGUAGUAAUGGUUUUAGUGGGAUUAUUAUUCGGGGCCUCUAUGAUUGCUUGCAUUGGCAAAAGAACUAUUCUCAUACUCCAGGUUGGGUUGACAGGAGAGCCUCGUCCUUCACUGCAAAGACAAAUAAAUCUUACUGCCACAGCCACAGAUACAUCUUCAGUAGAGGGAUGGCACCACAUAUUGAUAGAAACCACCAAUGCAUUGCUCAGACAUUCACAACACUUUAUCUCUGCAUAUUCAUCUGUGGAGAAGAGGUGGAGCAAUCAAGACGUGAUAGAGAAAUUUAAACAAGUCUCAAAGGAAGAGCAUAAGAAAUUUGACAUAGAAUCACUUGUUAAUUUUAACAGUGUAAGAAGCCAUAGGCAUGUUGACCCUCAACCUCGGGAACCCGACAAAGAUUACAUAGUGGUUACAAUCUUGGUGGCUACUAAAUGUGGAUACAAUGCACCUCCUACCAUGAACACCAUUGAUGACAUAAAGGAAGCACUGAAAUUUUUUAUUGCAAUUGAUAUUAACCAAAUUCUGGCUGUAGAGGUGCUAUGGACUCCACAGCAUGAGAAUGAUACUUUGUCACAGCAAGAAUUGGAAGGAAAAUACCCACUCUUGAAGCCUAUAAAUGCAUCUUGAAAUCAUUUUUCUGCUCCAAAAUUUAUUACUCCUGUAAGAUUGGCCAUGUCAGCUUAAUGAGAAAGAAUGCUGAUUACUGUUCUUAAUUAAGAUAGAACUUUUUCUUCUGGUAAGAUGAUCAUAAAUUCGAAUCUUGUAUGCAUCAUGUAAUCUAG